This is a messenger RNA of Mycotypha africana, 699 nucleotides long. RefSeq lists its product as uncharacterized. The transcript has 3 exons. The record is from RefSeq and is a predicted model, not a curated record. Lineage: Eukaryota; Fungi; Mucoromycota; Mucoromycetes; Mucorales; Mycotyphaceae. The coding region runs from base 170 to 667 and encodes 165 amino acids.
ACAACAUCCAAUUCGCUAUGAACGCUCCCCUCUCUGAUUUUCAGUGUAUGAUAAAAGGACUAAAGGAGACUCAUUUCACCUUACAGUUUAUAUCAAUUAUAAGUCGCGUUCACAACUACAUAUAACCACAAAUAUCACAAAUAGGCAAUCAGCAGUAGCGAUCUUUUUCAUGCAACAAGAAAAACCUGGUACUUCCACGCUGCUGGAUGGAAUUGGAAGCAGUGAGAAUGAUAAUACUGUCAUUGUAAUCGAAUCAUCCGGGUUAAAUUUAACCACCAACUUCGACCACACUCUUGAAGAUUCGAUUAAGAAUGUUAAAAGUGGAACAGACGCAAUGAAAGGGAUAAUGUGUAGGUAUCCCAAUGCGUCAAGGACUACAAUGGAGAAAGUACACGUGUAUUCCAUACACGUUAUACAAAAAUCCAUAACUUUGGUCAGGUAUUCGCUAAAGAAUGAAAAAUCUUGGAAAGCUGUUGAAUGUGGUUCCGUCACAUUGCCGCUGGUUUACAAAGACAGAAAACAGCUCAUUCAGGUGUAUGAUCUUUUUGCGUUGUUAUAUGCUGACCUUGAAGAACAACGAACAGUUUUUAGAACACUUGAAGAUGAACAGUUGGGGCUCCUCAAAGUUGAGGAGAAAGAUAUGAUAUGCUCCUGUACUUCAUUAUAAAUAAAUGUUGUAACUAUAACCUUACUCUUAAA